Molecule: messenger RNA, 1216 nt
Organism: Merops nubicus (carmine bee-eater)
Lineage: Eukaryota; Metazoa; Chordata; Aves; Coraciiformes; Meropidae
Gene: SEH1L
Product: SEH1-like (S. cerevisiae)
Exons: 8
Biological process (GO): cellular response to amino acid starvation; positive regulation of TORC1 signaling
Cellular component (GO): Seh1-associated complex; nuclear pore outer ring
Molecular function (GO): structural molecule activity; protein binding
Source: RefSeq, a predicted model, not a curated record
GUCUGGGACAAAAGUGAAAAUGGUGAUUGGCAUUGCACUGCCAGCUGGAAGACACACAGUGGAUCUGUGUGGCGUGUGACGUGGGCCCAUCCUGAAUUUGGGCAGGUCCUGGCUUCCUGCUCUUUUGACAGAACAGCAGCUGUAUGGGAAGAAAUAGUGGGAGAGUCAAAUGAUAAGCUCCGAGGCCAGAGUCACUGGGUAAAGAGGACCACUCUAGUAGACAGUAGGACAUCUGUUACAGAUGUGAAGUUUGCUCCCAAGCAUAUGGGACUUAUGUUAGCAACCUGUUCAGCAGAUGGAGUUGUCAGGAUUUAUGAAGCUCCAGAUGUGAUGAACCUCAGUCAGUGGUCGCUGCAGCAUGAGAUCUCCUGUAAGCUAAGCUGCAGCUGUAUUUCUUGGAAUCCUUCAAGCUCUCGAGCCCAUUCUCCGAUGAUUGCUGUGGGAAGUGAUGACAACAGUCCAAAUAUAUUGGCUAAGGUUCAAAUUUAUGAAUAUAACGAAAAUACAAGGAAAUACGCCAAAGCAGAAGCCUUGAUGACAGUCACAGAUCCUGUGCAUGACAUCGCGUUUGCUCCCAAUCUGGGAAGGUCCUUCCACAUCUUAGCUGUAGCAACCAAAGAUGUACGAAUUUUCACACUAAAACCCCUAAGGAAAGAAUUGACGUCGUCGGGAGGAUUAACCAAGUUUGAAAUUCAUAUUGUGGCACAGUUUGAUAACCACAACUCCCAGGUGUGGCGAGUGAGCUGGAACAUCACAGGCACUGUGCUUGCCUCCUCUGGUGAUGAUGGCUGCGUUAGGCUCUGGAAGGCUAAUUACAUGGACAACUGGAAGUGUACUGGUAUACUGAAAGGUAACGGGAGUCCAGUGAAUGGUAGCUCUCAGCAGGGAAUUUUUAAUGCCUCUCUAGGUUCAGCCAAUACAAGUCUACAGAACUCACUAAAUGGAUCAUCUGCUGGCAGAAAGCAGAGCUGAUACCAAGCUAACUGGAGUAACUUUGGUGUUUUGCUGCUUGUUGCAUGCACACAGGAAUGGAGAACGAACUCCUUUUUCCCCUCCCCAGCGCCGUUUGACCUCUCCCAAGACACCAGCAGCCUGCUAACUACUAAAUGCUGUUCCAAAAGCCUUUUAAGCACACGUUGUACGUUUUUGUACUAGCCCGCACAGUUUGGUACUGUUGGAACUCCUGAUAGAAAAUUACUUGGAGAGGCUUCUUGUU